AUGACUCGCUAUCGCUCACGCAUGGAAACCAUUCCAGAAUUUCCAGAACUCCAAAAUCUAGCUCUCCAGAUGACUGAGAAUUGGAAGUCCAUUCCGGACUGGGAGCCUGACUGGAAGAAAAUGCGUGGACAAGGACCAGCUCCCGAGUCCAAGAGCCCUGUUGAGGUCUGCGUACAUGGCUUGACUGCGAAGUUCUUCCUGGAUCUUCCCGAUGAUAGAAUCAUCCCUAGUUACUAUCUGAAGAAAGCUGAGAGAACUGUCAUUGUUCAGCGUACACCUUGGUGCUUUCGCAAUGCUGACGAUGCCCGCGACGUGGACAUAAACAAAUGGUCUCCAGUCGACAUCCACUUUCGAAGCGUCUUCAUGACCCUCAGAAAACUUCCCGAGUUCGGCUCUCUUUACGACGAAGAUGAAGACGAGGACGAGGGGUACGGUACGACGGACGCGGGGGGAAGCAAGUCCAAGUUCGAUGAGAUGGUCAAACUUCAGGGACAAGUCGUGUAUGCUCUUCUGCAAGGGAUCUUGGAAGCGUUCAAAAUCACCAGAGAGACGGACGACAGCGACUCCUACUUCUUUUUCCGGACGAGGCUGCUCAACUGCCAGCUAGAAUAUUGGGUCGGAUACAGCGAGAGAUACAAAGAUGGUCCUCUCACAGCUGGACUGGUCGGCUUGGAUCACCAUCCUGACAAGAAGGUCUGCCCUACAGUUCUGCCUGUGUCUGCGUCUUUGGAAAACAUAUCUCUCAGAUCGGCCCUCGAGGACAAGCUCAAGCUCAUGCUUGGCCAGCUCCUUCUUAACAUCUCCCGUCUGCGGCCCCAUGGGGAUCAGAUCCCGGACCAGGAGGUUUAUCUGAUUGGCAUCCACGGCUCCAGGCUGCAUAUCCUCCGUGCCAUCUUCCUCGGUCAGAAAACGUCCCAUCUGUGGAGCGGAAGACAUAACCGUUCCUCCUCAGACGCCGAUGUGAUAGACCCCAAUCCGAGCACUGCCUACGAUCGAUUCUACACUGGAAAGUACCUGGAACGACUUCGCCAACAGGUGGAGUGGCUUAGCGCGAAGAAUCUGGACAAUGAUCCAAAUCCACGUAAUCUUCGAGUCUUGGGCAGCCGCGAAUUUGACCUCUGGCGCAAGCAAGAUUUUCGAGUCGCCGUCAAGAUGAUCGUGGCUCUGUUCAUCUACAUGAUGAGCGGGCGGGCUCGUUGCGGCGUUCUGCAGAAGGCGUUCCAGAAUUACCCUAUUGAUGAAGGAUCAGACGAUGAGUUGGAGGAGGUACAUGACACUCGCAUAAGGGUGGCGAUUGAGGAAGAGGAGCUAGCAAAGAAGGAGAAGGAGUUGGAAGAGACUGAAAGGAAGAAGUGUGAGGAGGAACAGAACAAGGCCAAAACAAAGGGAAAGAGGCGAAGCUCCAUCCAUGAUCGCUUUCGAGGAUUCAAAGGUUGGCGGAAGCCGUGCGAAGACUUUGCGUGGCAGGAGGAGGAGAAAGCUAACUCAUUGGAGGACGACGACUUGUAG
This is a messenger RNA of Aspergillus lentulus, 1509 nucleotides long. RefSeq lists its product as uncharacterized. Lineage: Eukaryota; Fungi; Ascomycota; Eurotiomycetes; Eurotiales; Aspergillaceae. The record is from RefSeq and is a predicted model, not a curated record.